ACUGCUCACAUGUCAUUUGAAAAGGAAUUCUAGAUUUCCGAUUUCUUCACAAAUCAGUAAUUGUUCAAUAACAAUUUAUUUAUUUUAAAUAACUUUAUAACAGCGCCCUACGCCCAUUUGUAAGCUAGCCAGAUGAUGGUUCUAAGAUCACUUUGCUCAAGGGGAUGCCAGCCCUUUAAACGAUACCAUAGACUAUUUGCGACAAGCACAAGCUCGACUAUUUCUUCGGCUUCUAAAGCAACUCCUCUUUCAGAACCAUUACCUGGACUUCCUAAGCCUAUUUUUGCCACAGUUGGGUCGACUAGUCAUGAAACCAAAAUUACGGUUUUGGAAAAUGGUCUGAAAGUUGCAUCAGAGAACAGAUAUGGAAAAUUUUCCACAGUUGGAGUUGUAAUUGAUUCAGGCUCCAGAUAUGAAGUGGCAUAUCCUAGUGGAGUUUCACAUUUCCUGGAAAAAUUGGCUUUUGGAGCCACACAGGAAUAUGGAGACAGAGACAAAAUCAUGCAAGUUUUGGAAAAACAUGGAGGCAUUUGCGAUUGUCAAUCAUCUAGGGACACAUUCAUCUAUGCUGCCUCCAUUGAAACAACAGCCCUAGAUACUGCCAUUCAAGUAUUAGGUGAAGUUAUUUUACGGCCAAAACUAACUCCGCAAGAGAUUGACGAUGCACGCCUUGCGAUUUCUUUUGAAUUAGAAAAUAUGGAUAUCCGUCCCGAACAAGAACCUCUACUCUUGGAAAUGAUUCACGCUGCUGCUUACAGAGACAACACGUUAGGUCUGCCGAAAGUUUGCCCCCAAGAAAACGUGACGAUGAUAGACCAGUCCAUAAUUUACAGCUUCCUCAAUAGCCACUACGAUCCAUCGAGGAUGGUUCUUGCUGGUGUAGGUGUAGAGCAUGAGGCUUUAGUCGAAUGCGCUCAGAAGCACUUCGUUGAAAAGAAACCUAUUUGGAUGCAAGAUAGCUCUCUAGUUCUACCUGGCCGGCGUGAGAUCGACCGUUCAUUAGCUCAAUAUACUGGCGGAAUGGUUAAGGUGGAAAAGGAUUUGUCUGACGUGAGUCUCGGCCCUAAUCCCAUGCCGGAAUUGGCCCACAUUGUACUAGGACUUGAAAGCGGUUCCCAUCAGCACGAUGAUUUUGUAGCUCUCUGCGUUCUCAGUAUGAUGAUGGGUGGUGGAGGCUCGUUCUCGGCUGGGGGCCCUGGUAAAGGAAUGUACACUCGACUUUACACAAAUGCCUUGAACAGAUAUCAUUGGAUGCAUAAUGCGACAGCAUACAAUCAUGCUUAUGCUGAUUCGGGCGUUUUCUGCAUUCAUGCUGCAUCACACCCAUCACAACUUAGAGAGCUAGUAGACGUUAUCACGCGCGAGUUUGUCGCCAUGGCUGGAAUCAUUGAAGAUUCUGAGUUGGCAAGGGCGAGGAAACAAUUGCAGUCAAUGCUCCUUAUGAAUCUAGAGAGCCGACCUGUAGUUUUUGAAGACAUUGGACGACAAGUUCUAGCUACUGGUAAACGGAAGCGAACUGAAGAGUUCAUCGAUAAGAUCCGUUCCAUCACAGCCGAAGAUAUUCAGAGAGUCGCUAGUCGAAUGCUGCGCACCAAGCCUUCAGUUGCCGCGCUUGGUGAUUUACGAAAACUCCCAGAAUACCAGUCAAUCGAAUCUGCUCUAUCCAGUGCUGACGGGAAGCUUCCUCGGCGAGGAAGGUUUUCAGUUUUCCACUGAUGUUAGACGUUUUGUUACCAAGGCUAUAAUCAUCUUUAAUUCUGUUCGGAAGUUGUGAGGUGGAAAACAUUGAUAACGAGUCGUCAAAUCAACUAUGUAACAGUUGGAGAAUGAUAUAUUCGGUUGUACAUCGUGACCCCUAGUUUUUGUGCGUUUUAAUAAACAACUUUUUCUCUA
This is a messenger RNA of Daphnia carinata, 1893 nucleotides long. Its product is annotated as mitochondrial-processing peptidase subunit alpha-like. The record is from RefSeq and is a predicted model, not a curated record. Gene Ontology annotation, molecular function: metal ion binding; metalloendopeptidase activity. NCBI's taxonomy places the organism in Eukaryota, Metazoa, Arthropoda, Branchiopoda, Diplostraca, Daphniidae. The transcript is spliced from 11 exons. Gene Ontology annotation, cellular component: mitochondrion. The coding region runs from base 133 to 1716 and encodes 527 amino acids.